AUGGCUUCCGGCUACGACAGAGCUCUGUCGGUCUUCAGUCCCGAUGGCCACGUUUUCCAGGUCGAAUAUGCUGGCGAAGCUGUAAAGCGAGGAACCUGCGCUGUUGGCGUUAAGGGAAAGGAUGUCGUCGUCCUCGGAUGCGAGAAGCGAUCCGCUAUGAAGCUCCAGGAUACCAGAAUCACACCAUCUAAAAUCCAGGUGCUCGACAACCACGUGGCACUCGCCUUUGCUGGCCUCAACGCCGACGCCAGAAUUCUCGUCGACAAGGCUCGUCUCGAAGCCCAGUCCCACAGACUAUCUGUUGAAGACCCUGUUACGAUUGAGUACAUCACGAAAUAUAUUGCUGGUGUCCAGCAAAGAUACACACAAGCUGGUGGCGUGCGACCUUUUGGUAUCUCGACCCUGGUUGUCGGCUUCGACAAGGGCAACGAGACGCCUAGACUCUACCAGACCGAGCCUUCUGGCAUCUACUCUGCUUGGAAAGCCAAUGCCAUCGGCCGAUCCAGUAAAACGGUUCGCGAAUUUCUUGAGCGCAACUACAAGGAGGAGAUGGACCGCGAGGCUGCCAUCCGCCUUGCCAUUAAGUCAUUGCUUGAGGUUGUCCAAACUGGUGCGAAGAACAUUGAGAUUGCUCUCAUGGCACCGGGUGCUACCAUCGAGAUGCUCCCCACAGACGAGAUCGAGCGAUAUGUCAAGGAAAUUGAGCAAGAGAAGCAGGAAGAGGCUGCUAAGAAGAAGAGCGGACGCACACCAGGCACUGGCAGUGCUGCAAUCUUGACAAGAUCGCAGGAUGAUUAA
Molecule: messenger RNA, 798 nt
Organism: [Torrubiella] hemipterigena
Lineage: Eukaryota; Fungi; Ascomycota; Sordariomycetes; Hypocreales; Clavicipitaceae
Source: the annotation of a GenBank genome assembly